GCGCCUGACUGUUCUUUCUUCCAAGAACAGUUGAGCACAAACUGUACGCCCGUGUGAAGCAUAAGACAGAUGAAGAAGUGGUCCAGCGUGGUUGCUCUCUCUACUUUGACUUGGAAUGAGGAAACUUUGGUAUUAAUGGUGAUAUCUGGAAAAAGAGGCCGGAGGGGAAGAAUUAGACCUCGACGUCCGCUCAUAGUAGCGAGCCCUAGUGAUGAAGCUCCAGUUCAGGUGCCUCCAACAACGAGCCUAAGGGAUUAUGUCAAUCCCAUAUUUAAUGCAUCAACUGGAGCAGUACCAGCAGUUUCUGAAGAAGUUCCAGAUUUGGUGCUUCAACCGAGUAGCCUAAGAGAUGAGGAGGAUACUUAUGUUGAUGCCUCACAGGAAGCACCACCAGCAGUGGGCAUAGAAGAGUCUCAACCUGCAGUUGAACAGCAGGAUGGAAAUGAGGGGGCCAACAGCACAGUUACAGUGCCACCCAUUAAAAAAAGAGGCAGAGGGCCUGCUAAGGGUACUAUGUUUGAGAGGUUACGAAAGAUGGGGAAGAUCCCAUUAAAUAUAAAGGAUGGGCAUAGAGGCCCAUCAUGCGAAAAUGCCACAAUAUUCACUAGUCGGGUGAGCUGGAUUAUAAGAGUACAUGCUGAUAUGAGACAUGCAAGUUGGAGUGUGAUAGAUGAGAAGGAGAAGCACGAGCUCAUCAAUCGUGUUAGAGUAGGGGUUCAUUAA
Molecule: messenger RNA, 723 nt
Organism: Carya illinoinensis
Lineage: Eukaryota; Viridiplantae; Streptophyta; Magnoliopsida; Fagales; Juglandaceae
Exons: 3
Coding region: 70-723 (217 amino acids)
Source: RefSeq, a predicted model, not a curated record